AUGAAUAUCAUCCUCUCUCGGUAAGAAAGACUAGCUUGCUCUUUUUAGAAAUGUUCCCAUUUGCAGUCUGAUUUUAAAUCUGCUCUUUGAGGUGCAGAACGUUCAGGAAAUUAUGAGUCAGGGUGGCAUGGGUGGCACUGACUGGAGUUUUUGUGAUUAACAUCAGCAUUAUUAUUAACACAGCAGCAACAACAGCACAUAUUACACAAUACAGAAAAACAUAAAUCAGAAAGACAAGCCUUGGCCCCAAAAAGAUUACAAGCUAAUUUUUGACAAAGAAGGAGGCAACAGAAAAAUGGAUGAAUAGGACAAGCGACAGUUGCAAGGUAUGAAUGUAAACCAAUGCCGCUGUUGUACUUUGGCUUAAUUUCACAGAAGGAGGGGAAAUAAUCAUGUUCAGGGGUAUAAGAAGAAAAGCAAGAGUGUAGAAAGAUAUUUAAGGCUGAUUAAGAAGAAAGGUAGAGGGCCUAGAACAGGCAUAGGCAAACUCUGGCCCUCCAGAUGUUUGGGACUACAAUUCCCAUCAUCCCUUGCUAACAGGACCAGUGGUCAGGGAUGAUGGGAAUUGUAGUCCCAAACAUCUGGAGGGCCAGAGUUUGCCUAUGCCUGGCCUAGAAAAAAUGCAAAGCACUCCCCUUCACCAGCAAGACAUGCACAGAGGAUGCAUAGAUUGUUAAGUAUAAGGGAUAUAAGAAGAUACACAUGGGAUAACCUACAAGGCUUAGGUAAAUAUGUAUGGGACAGAUAAGCUUCUAUGGGGGGGGGAGGAUAAGCUACGUAGGCACAGUGACCCAAGACAAUACGUACAUAAGCAUAUGAAAUAUGCAUGAGAGGUAUAGCUAAGUAUGCACUGGGGUAGGAAGAUAUACAUCAGAGAGGUAGCUAUAGGUUCAUGGAUGGUAGUAACUAAGCACAGAGGGCAUAGCAUAGGAAAAUAUGUACCAGAGGAAGUAGCCAAGCAUGCUUGGAAGACGGCAGGUAGCUAAGGAAACAUGGAGUAGCUAAGCAUAGAAGGAACAGGAAGAUACACAUCAGAAGAGGUAGCUAUGAAUGUACAGGAGAGGUCAGCUUGUACAGGGGAAGACAGGAAGCUGCCAUUUACCCUGAUGACAAAGACCCACCAAUGGUAGACUGAAUAGAUGCUUUACGGAAAUUCUUCAAUUAAAGCCAAUCAGCCUUCCUGAGAACUUUGGAAGAAUGAUAGCGGAGUGGGGAAGUGGGGGAGAGAAAGAAUGUCUAGGGGAGAAGUAUAUAAGAAUAAAAGGUCAGAGCAGGAGGAACUUACCUCUAAUCUACCUCAAAGCACCCCUGCUUUUGAAGCUCUAACUGCAGCCCAAAAUCCAGUAGGCGAAGCUUUUUCUUGCAUGCAGCUGCAGUGCUGAUGAAAACCUCACCUGCUUAGAUUUUUUUGUGCCAUGUUAGAAGAGGGAUAGAAGACGACAAACCUAGAACUAGGGAAUCAACAGAAGGAAAUCAAUUUUUUAAAAAGAGGCCUGGGGAUUUUUUUAAAAAAUAUGUUGCUGUGUGAAAAAGAUGUAGGUGUCAGUGCCAAACAAGCCUCUCCCUUAGGAAAGAAGUCCAUAGAUAUGAUACCACAAUACAAAAAGGUCUUUGCCUGACCUGGCUGCUACUCAACUCACCUGAGAGUGGAGAGCACGUGAAGGCCUGCUGCAAAUAAUAAUCUCUGCACAUGGGUAGGUAAAUAUGAGAGGGGGUAGUCUUUGACAUCACCAGAAGAAGAAAAAAUGAGGGAAGAAGAGAAACACAAUGUCUACAGCUUACAGCACAACAAACUCAUUUUCCCCCACUGCACUUUAAGUCUCAUUUGCACUUGCUGUGCACACCAGAGAGGGGGCGAUGACAUUUUCACCCGAUGCACAUUACCUAAUUUGUUUUUUCGGGCCUGCAACUUCCUAACCCCAAAACAUUUAAUGAAGCUGACAUCUUUGCAAGGGCUGUUAUGGCUUGAGCCUAGGCUCUUGAAGGAUCAUAUCUUCCUGCCUGAGUGCCAGGUGUGCCAACUUGAAUGGAAUAUUGGGGGGAGGCAGGUGAGCCCCACACUGCAUAUAUGAUCACAUGACAUGGCACACAUGCACUCACCAACUUUGGGGGACCCUAGGCUGGGUGCUAAUAUCCUCAGGGGAGUGAGUACCUUCUUUUGGUCCAAUUAACAUCAGAGGCAGAGCUGGUGGUGACAUGAGAGACAGCCUUUUCUGCAACUGCUCCUGUACUGUAGAAUUGCCUCCCAAGAGAGGUUAGACUGGUUCCCUCUUUGUUAUCUUUCCACAGACAGGCUAAUACUGCCCUGUUCAGACGAUGUUGACAACUGGGCCAUUAUCAGGACAAUUGGUAUUUUAAUGUUGGUUAUGAAUGUGUUUUAUUGUAUUUUAACUAUUUUUUAAACUGGUGGGGUUUUUUUAGUUUGUAUUUUAAAAUGAUGAUUUUAGAAGGUCAUAAGCUCCCUUGAACCCCAACUUGGGAGAAAUGCAGGAUACAAAUAUAUUAAAUAAAAUGAAUCUGCACAUGUACAACAGCUGUCUCUCAAAUGUACACAUGCCAGCUUAACUGUAGCUUACAUUUUCAAACUGGAUGGAAGCUGCAGGAUACAUGUGGAUUAUAACUAACAUCAUGUUUACUCAGCUUCAAACACCAGCAGUGGGAGCACACUGAAGAUGAAGUAAACAGGGUAAUUGUGUGCAUAGCCUUAAAUAAAUAAAAAAGCAGGAACUUGUUUCCCUUUUCCAGAGACACCCAAGUGAAGAUAAUGGAGAAUAUAGUCACCAAUGCAGAGAAAUAUUUUGGGAAAUUCUGCAUUCUGAUGGCUGCUUACACACGCAAGACUGCAAAGCUUCGAGACAAGUCAGACCUGCUGGUCAAGCAGCUCAUUGACUAUGGAAACACAGAGAAUCCUGAGCUGCGGACCACUGUGAAAAACUUUGCUGAGGAACUGGCAAAGGUGCAGGAUUACAGGCAGGCAGAGGUGAAAAGCUGACCUUGACAACCUAAAUCCAGAGCAGUGGGUGUGCAUGAAGUAAGAGCAAGGGAAUAUCCAUUCUGUAUUAAGAUCAGAAAAAAGAUUCUUGUAGGGCCCUAAAGACUCUUUGCUACAACAGACAAACACAGACAUCCUCUCGAACUAAUAUUCUGGAUGACUUGUUUUAUUUUACCUUAUGUGGCAGAAGAACUGUGUUUUCAUCAACUGCAUAACUGGCAGGGAUCAAACAGGUGCAACCUGUUUAUUAUUGUUGUUAUUAUUAAUUUAUAUACCACCCUUCAUGUGAAUAACACAAGGUGAUAUACAGCAUAAAAAUACAUAACAUAACAAAAACAAAUGAAAAAACCCCUAACGGUGCACCAUGGUUGUCAAUGUAGCAAUUCUUAAAAUGUGUGUUUCCUUAUGCUUGUCCUGCUUUCUCCAUUAGGUGGAGAGACUGGAGGUGAAGGUUAUUGCACCUCUGAAGAUGUAUGGGGUGCUCAUCAAGCAAACUAGGGUAAGCAAAUAAUUUAUUUUAAAAGACAACCCCACACCAAAUUCACUGUGGAAUUGCAAUGACUUUCUAAACUAGGACACAAGCUCAUGCAGAAGCAGGUGUAGGAACAUAGGAAGCUGCUUCUAUUAGCUUUGACUGGUAAAUGCUGCUGUGAGGUUGCUGCCUGGAGCUAACAGUCAUUAACAUGUUACACCUUUGUUGAAGCAUCUGCACUGGCUGCCAUAAGCUACCAACCCAGGUUCAAGGUGUCUACUUGUUUACAAAGCUGUAAACAAAUUGAGAGAUAGCUCCUUUAGACAAUAUCUCACCCCUUACACCCCAUGACACAGAACCACCCCUGGUGGUACCAAGGACUCCUAUAUUUGCCUUCUGUCUAGCAAUAGUAGGGCUUCUAGAGUUGUGGCCUAUUUAACAUGAAAUACAUUAUCACAUGAGAUGAGACAAGCUCCCACAAUCAGUUCUUUCAGAUGCAUACUUAAGACCUUAUAUUUCCCUAAGCUUUAGCUUAAUGAAAAUUUUAAUUAUGGUCAACUGAGCAUUCUCUGGUGUUGAACUGUUAACUGUAUUAUUUUUGUUGUAUAUUUUAUACUUAGUUUUGCUUUUUUGAACCAUACUCUGAUAUUUUAUAAUGUGAGGGCUUUUUAAAAUUUAAAAUAUACCAAUAAAAUUGUUGUAUUUUGCUACAUUAAACAGGCCGAGAUUAAGAAAUUCAACAAGGCCCGAAACAAUGAAAUAAAGCAGCUAGAGAAGUUGGAGAAGAUCCGACAGAAGUCACCAUCCGACCGACAGAUGAUUGUAUCCUUGUCAGCAUGUUGCCGCUUCAAUCUCUUCCCUACUCUGGCAAAAACAGUCCUGGCUCCCCCAGUACUGCAGAGUUCCGGCCUUCUUAAUGCAGCUAGAUCAGGAAGGCAAAGUUACAAGCCCUUGCUAUGGGUGGCUUUUAUUACAGUGAGGUUUCCUUCUCAGCGUUCCACAAAGCAGUGGAAUUCAAUGAAACCUAUUGGAAACAGACAUACACAGGGAAAACCAUCUCCUUGAAUAAGGAAAAGCAAAAUAGAUUGUUGCAGGCUCACAAUCGGCUCUCUGGAGAGGGAACUGGGGCCCUGAUGAGAUGAAAAUAGUAUGAAUAAUGCUCAGAUAACAAGCAUAGAUUUUGAAAGCACACACACCCUGCACUGCACGAUUACUUCCUUGUCACAGACCUGCAAACAUGAAAUUGGAGAUAAAAACACAUGACCCCUGGACAUACAUUUUAGUAAGGGCAUGCAAAAAAUUGUGCCUCAAGUCUGUUGCUAUGCUAGGCUGCGCCCUGGAAUUUAUUUACUUCACAAAGGUGAGAAAGCCCCCGCACAUGUGCAGAGGGCCUGUCACCACUGAGUAAUCAGUGCCAUCUUAGAGGGCUAGAGCAUCAACAUCUUAGAUUCUCCAGAAGCACCUUUUGAUUUAGGCUAUGUACACAUCAUACUUUUAAAGCACAUUACUUCCCCCAAAGGAUCCUGGGAACUGUCAUUUGUUACCUUGCUUUGUUGUUGGCAUCCAUCUGUCUCAAGAGACCAUGUAGUGAGGAUCUGGGGGUCAAACAGUUGUGCUAGCAGCACUGAAGUGACCACUCUGAUGCAAGCCUGGGCACUGUGUAUGGAGGUCUUGGGCUGCCCAGACUACAAGACCCCCCUCUUGGCCUCACUGAUGUAGUCCAAAGGAAAGCAGAGCAAUAUAUCUGACACCAGCUUGGCUGCCAGAGUUGCAGGAAGGAGACGUACAAGGCCCCAUCCAACCAUCUUAGAGACUCCGUUCUGGAUUUGUGUAAGAUUUACUCCUUAGCCUUUUCUUCUUCAGAAGAUAUCCCACAAGGAAGCAGAGGUUUAGGAUCAGAGUUUUCCUUCUUCUAGAAGAGCUACAUUCCCAGUUUAACAAGCCCCUUCUUCCCCUCACUUCCAUCUACAGCUUGUGCAGAAACUGCCUUCUUGACCACUGGACCCACCACUGGUCUCAUCCACUCAAUCAGCUGGAGCCUGUCUUUGCAUGCAUGCUCACAGAGGGUUUGAGACCCAUUGGCUACCCUCACCUGGUUUAGAAGGCCAGUUAAAGCUGUUUCCUUGGAUGUGGCCACUGUCACAUGCUGACAGCUUCUAGGAGCCACAGGAGAAAGCUUAGUGCAGGGUGGGAACCAAAGGUGGACAGAAAACCCUAGAAGGAGCAUGACGUGUCUCCCACCAGAGGUACAACCCCUCCCCCAUCACCGCACACACCCAUAAUUUGUUAACAAAUCUCAAAAUUGUAGCUCUAUGAGGAACAAACAAGAGUUCCCAGGUUUCUUUGGGGAAAGCCAUGUACUUUAAAUGUGUUUUAAAUGUAUGGUGUGUAUGCAGCCUUAGAUCUUGAGUGCAGGCACACUGCAGCAAACCCAAUUCACUAGUCUUCAUUAUUCCCAGGGGCCCAGAUUUGCCACCUAAUUCCUUCAGGGUCUGAUAUUCUAAUCUAAAUAUCCAAAUAGCUUCCUAGCAUCAGUAUGUUUAAAAUAUCAGAGAGAAAUGUGAGUCCUCUUAUUUCAUGAAACAUUCACCCAAAGGGGAAAUAAGUCCUGUGUUGGUGAAAGAAGCAAAACAUCAUAAUCCAGGCAGCUCAAAAAAAGAUUUCCCUCCUUUUUUUCCUCCUUCCCUUGGCAAAAGAUAUUUUAAUCAGGAACUUCUUCAAAAACUAUCCCUUUUCUUCCAAAGGGAGAAGCUCUCAGCAGCAAAAUCCUCAGGAAGAUUCUCAAGGGGAGGAGAGGAGGCUUGACAUUCUCUUAAUCCCUGCUGUGCUAAACUCAACUGCUGAGAGAGCAGCCAUAAAACAAGGGAAAGACAGAAAGAUGCAGGAGGCAGCUGUGGAGCAAUCUUCCAGGGAGGUAGAAGAGCGCGCUCUCUCUCGCUCGCUCUCUCUCUCCCUCCCUCCCUCCCUCCCUCCCUCCCUCCCUCCAAGAGGCACACAGAAGAUUGUGCGGGGCAAAAUGCUGUUUCUUCCAGGAGACAAUCCUGCACAUUUGAACUGAAAAGAUUAAACUGCAUCCUCCUUCCCACCCUAUUACCAAAUUCUCAAACUUAUGGACUCAAGGCCCACAGCCAUUUAGCAGAGUCCAGCAGCUUAUUGAACAUUUGGCAGAAUAUUUUUAUUUAUUUGAAGCAUUUUUAUCCCAUUAUUCGACUUAAAAGGGUCCCAUCUCUUCCUCUGAUAGAGCUUGAUAGAAUACAGAGCUGCCAGGCGACAGUUGAGGGUAGAGCCAAAUGAGGCUGGUGUCUCAGAAGAGCUGAUGGAAUAGCCCUGUUUCCCAUCUCUCUAAUAACAGCUUGAUGGAAUGGCUGACACCAGAAGAAGGGAAGACCAAAAGGAGCUUGCAUGUCCCCCCACCCCUUACCUGACUCAUCUUUUCAGUGGUACCAACUAGCUGCCAUAUGUUGAGCUCCGGACCUAGACUCAUUUCGCCUAUUCUGCCCCUCAGGGAGCUCUGUAGAAGAAACACACCAACUAGGUGUCUCUUGUCAGCAGAGAUCUUCUAGAAAAUCGGUGUGAACAACUAUAAUGCCUGAUCCCCUGGGUCAUGCCAAGAGUGUCACAUGUGCAAUAUAGAGGCAGCAUAGUCUGUGCACAUCAGAGAGGAAGGAGUAUCUUCACUUGAUGCACAUUACCUGAUUUAUUUCCUCCUGCCUGUAACCCUGCCAAACUCCUAUUCAGUAAAGCUGUCAUCUGUGCAUGCACUAUAAACUGUGCAUGCUCAAUGGCUGUCUCUCAAACGUACACACUCAGCUUACCUCUAGGUAGCAUAUGUUUUGAAACUGGAUGGAAGCUGGAUUGAGGGGGGAAAACACCAAACAGCAAUAUUCUCAAGAAACUACAGGAUGCAUACGGAUUGUGGCUAAUGCUACAUAUGUUCAGCUUCAAACACUGGAGCCAGAGUAAAUUAUAAUACAUGCACAGUAGGUGAUAUUGAUGUCUCACUCCCCACACCCUUUCCUUCCCCUCCUCAAUGCCACAGUUUCUGUGAUCUACUAAUGGAUUUGACUGCCCUCUGGUGCUGAAACUGAACAUGGGCCCCUCUCACCACAAACCACUACCAAAAUCUGUCUGUACAAGAACAAAGAGUUUUGUGGCACAUUAAAGAUUAAAAACUUAAGCUGGAAGUCUUUAAGGUGCCAUAAGACACUGCUUCUUUUGCUGCAACAAGCUAACAGGACUACCACUCCAGAAACCACUUUUGUAACAAAUAUUAUGAUGGCCUAAAGAGGGACCAGAGGGUAUCCAGGCAAGUCAAGUGUAUCCAGCUUAUAAAGAUUGAUGCACGACCACACACAUGCUCAUCACCCCAGACCCAGAAGUGGCUCAAACAUAGGGGCAGGGCAGGGGCCACGUGGGCUUAUGCAUGCUCCACUAACACAUGGGGAUGGGGCAGGAACGCAAACCCCGCGCAAAUGGAGAGUUGCCUGUAUGUGAAAUUUAUCCUCUUCAAUAGCCUCUAGCUUGAAAUCCUGCUCAGGAUCCUGCCUCCUGUUUCCCAUAUGUCACAAAGUCUUGUCCUUUCUGUCACAAAAUGCCUAUCUGAUGAACAGUCUGGGAAUAACUAAGUGUGUUGAUAAAAACAGUCUGGUUUGUUUUUUUGAAGACUGAAGAAAGUGUCUGCUUGCAGGCUUCCCAAUGGGGUAUCUGGUUGGUCACUGUGAGAACAAAGUGCUGAACUAGAUGAGCCUCUGGCCUGAUCCAACAGCCAGACUCUUCUUGUGUUCUUUUAGCAGUGCCUCAGUCAAGAAGGCACCAACAACUCAAACUGGUAUUUCUUUGCUCCCCUUUUGAUUUUUUCCCCCUUGACUCUUAUACUCAGUCACAGGUAAGGGAUUAGAUCACCACUGUGUGUACGUUAACAUGCAAGUUGAAGUGAAGGCAUAAGUAUGAACACUGGCAUCCACAGCUACCAUUCCCCAUUUGCUCUAGAAAAGUUGGCUACAAGUGCAACAGUAAGAGCAUUCACACCAUCAGUUUAAGCACUGGCAUUCUGCUGGCACUACUUCUGGGUAAGUUCUUAUACUAUAGCAUUUGCGCUUGACUUCAGUCUGUUCGAGAAGCACACUGGAGCAGAGUUUUACAUUUCAGACUUCACAUGUAUUUGUAAAUAGUUCCAUUGAUUUCAGAGGGAUUAGGGACUGACUCACAGACAAGAUAUAUAUUGUGACUCUCAGCACAAUUCCUGCAGCACCACCAGCAAAAAGCAUGGAUCUUGAUCCAGCUUCAUUUGCUCACAACUUAUUGUGCACAGCAACAAAUGGCAGAAGACAGAGAAAGGAAUCUCCAUCCAUAUCAAGAAAUGCACCCAGCCAGUUCAAAGCACUCAGGCCUAGCCCAUACAUGACGCAGAAUUACAUUGACCUGAAAUAACAGAGUGCACGGGACAACUUCAGACUUCACAAUGGUAAAUCACACUUUUAAUCCUCUCCAAUAAACAAAAAACACUGUUGGGUUCUUCCCUGAAAAACUAGCUUUUCCCUGCCCCAUACAUGUGUGAAUGUACAUUUCCCCAGUAAUCUUUACAAAAGCCUAAUAAAGUAGGUAGGCACCAUAUUGUAGAUAGGGUGGUAAACAUGCUUAAGGGCACCUAGUGAAUUCAUGGCUGCUGAAGUAAUUUUGAAGGGACAUCCUAUUUUACAUUUUACAGUGGUAUCUAUGACGUUGUACUAAUUCUCAUAGCCCAGGACUCGGAAAUAUUUAUGCCACUGCAAUCUUAAAAUAUUGGUGGAGCAGAUUUCAGUUGUACUCCAACAGUAAAUGAAAUGCAUUUAAGAUGACAUGCGCAGAUUCUCAUGACCCAUGCAACACAAAUUAUUUCCCUAUAUUUAUAUUAUGCUGCAAUCAGUGAGACAGGGCCCUAUAAUUAUGCUCCGCCAAAUCCGGCAAAACUCCAAAGCAUUCACAGUAGGAUAUUUUAUACACAAAGGUCAAGCUUCUAUUCCCCCAUAAUCAGGGGAGGGAGGUCGCUUAAAAAGAGAGUGAAUAACAAUUACUUAGGCCCUUGCAAAACUUUGGCAGAAUUACCACCUUGCAAAUAAAUGUACAUAAGUGUCCAUGGAGAGUGAUACAUUUAUCCUGUCAGGCGUCGCUCAUCCUGAUAAGCAAGAGUGACUCACUGUGCUCUGCUGGUCCAGAAGUCACACACCACUUGUUUACAACUGUAUCUUAAAUAGCACUUCUUGUCGUAAAUCUACUUUGCUUAGUUGCAUCCAACACUCAUUAGGGUUCUAACAGCUCACAGCAAGGCAGUGCUGAGUGGAAGCUGAUUUAACUCAUCAGCAACCUACAGUGUCUAUUCUACACAAAUACUUUGGGAAAGAGGAGUUGGUGCUACCAAAAUCUGUUGGGACUGAUCUUACCAUGAAGCAACUUGAAGCAGAUGCUUCCGGAAACAGAUUUCACAGGAGGCGAAUGUUCCUCAGGAUAAGGCCAAAGGCUUGUUUUCCUACACUGGGAACAGUUCAGCAUUAAUCCUUUUUUCUUUCUUUUGGCCUACAAAUCAACCUCUCCCUGCAAUGCAAAGCUAAGCCCCUUAUCUGUUCACUGCCUUCCAGUGCUACCUGCUAGAGGGAUCUUUCACAGUGCAAUCACACACAUUCACACACCUUGGUGCAGCAAUGUAAGUUUUGGAUUUCUUAAAGCAUAACCCAAUGAGCAUAUAAAUGAAGAAUUAAUUUACGCCCUUAAAAAGUGAAUGCCACCCAGGGCUCAUCUGGGAGGAAGGCUAGGGUAUACAUUUAAAUAAUAAUAAUGUGCUUCAAAGUUAUUAACAGAGAUGGCCAUAAGGUUUGCAGAAAGCAACUUUUCCUUGGCAAUUCCCACAACAGAACACAUGGCCAUGAUUCCCCGUUUCACUAGCAGAGAGGGCAGGUCACACAAUACAUUUAAAGUAAAUCCAAUGCACAUUUAAAGCAUUGGCUAAACUGAUGGAAGCUGUCAAGACCAACUACAACAAAAGAUACAAUGAAAUUCAGCAUCACUGGGACAGCAACAUCCUGAGGCCAAAGAAUCUGAGGAACUGUAGUUUGUUAAGAGUGCUGGGAAUUGUAGCUUGGGGGAAACUAUAGUUCACAAGAUUGAGGGAAGUCAUGUUUGUUGGGUAUGCAUUAAAUGUAUGAUGUGCAUCUGCCUAAAGAUCCUCUGUCAGUAAGACAGGUAAAGGUAAAGGGACCCCUGACAGGUAAGUCCAGUUGUGGACAACUCUGGGGUUGUGGUGCUCAUCUCGCUUUACUGGCCGAGGGAGCCGGCAUUUGUCGGCAGAAAGGUCUUCCGGGUCAUGUGGCCAGCAUGACUAUGCCGCUUCUGACGAAACAAGAGCAGCGCACGGAAACACUGUUUACCUUCCUGCUGGAGCAGUACCUAUUUAUCUACUUGCACUUCGACGUGCUUUCAAACUGCUAUGUUGGCAGGAGCUGGGACCGAGCAAUGGGAGCUCACCCCGUCGCGGGGAUUCGAACCGCCGACCUUCCAACUGGCAAGCCCUAGGCUCAGUGAGAUACUCAGGAUUAAAAGGUAGGAUACUUAAAUCACAGCCUCAAAGCUUAACAUUACACCCCUGUCUUUGCCUAGGCCGAGUCUCAAGUACAUAAAGCCUCUGUUGAUGCGAACCGAACUACACAACAACUUGAAGAGACCAUGGAUGAGUUUCAGAAGCAAAAGCUAAAAGAUAUUCAGGUAAUAAGGACUUCUUAGUGGGUAAUCAUAACAUGAGGCUUAAGGUUGCAAUUCUACAUCCAUGUACUUGGGAGGAAGCCCAGCGAGAUGGGCAGAGUAUAAAUAAUAAAUAAAUUAUUAUUAUUAUCAUCAAACUUAGUGGAAAAUUUGCAUGUCAGACAUGAACUUUAACGUGUGGGUACCGCAGUUGUUGAGAGCAAUAAAGAUGAUUAUUUUGGGGAAAUGGGUUUUCUUUCAGAAAAGCCCUCCUAAUUUUUCAACUCCUUUUCUCAAAAGCCCAUAGGAUUGUGACCACCACCUUUAUCACCCAGGCUGGGAAGAACUAUUUACUUCUACUCUGCUAAUCAAUCAAAUUCUGGAAUUAAUAAGAAUGAAACAUAAUAUAGUGAUGGGGAAUGCAAAUUACUCUGGUGUCACAGAAAAGGAGGGAAAUCUAUGAUAACACAUAUUAAUUUAAAUGGAAAGUUUAAAACAGGAAUAGAAAACCCGUGGACUCCCAACUCCUAGUCAGCAUGGUAAAUGAUUAUUAUGGGAAUUGUUCUCCUGCACCAUUUGGAGGGCCAAAGGUUUGUCAUCAUGGUUUAAAGGUAAUGACAAUGUUUUGAGUAUGAUUAAAUUUUUGAUCUGGCAAAAUAAGGAUUGAAAACAUAGAAGUGUGGCAUAGCCUCUUUCACUCCCAUUUUAUAAUCUAUCCCCAGAAGUUGCCAAUAGCAAACCAGAGGUUUGCCCUGGUGCCCACAAAAUCCCUGAAAUGAACACACACACCCAUUGCCUCCUUUGAUGUAAGGUGACAAGUAUGGUUACCCCUUUCCCUCCUUAAACAGUAUAUAGAGCUGAAGAAGAAAGUUGAAAGAGUGACAUCUCUAUGAACUUUUCAAAGCUCAGGUCAGUACCUGAGCAGAUGACUAGAAAGCAGAGCAACUAAGAGAGGGUUGAAAGGAAAGGUAAGUGAUCUGGGGGAUAGGGGGAGGGAGGAGGAAAAAUAAGCAGCCAGAGGGGAGAAAAUGGGGUGCCACAGAAAUCAGGAAAGAGUGUCAGAGACAGACAGACAGACAGACAGGGAGAGAGAGAGAGAGAAAUGGUGCACACAUGCAUACACAAACAUGCAUGUUUGUUCCAGUAAAAUGGAUUCACUUGAAACUGCAUACUUUUUUCACACACUUCCCAUCAACCAACAAAUCACAUCUGUCUCCAUUGACUAAACCAUAAAAAUCACAGAACUUAUGUUUUCCAGCAUUGCUGUGGCACAAAAACAUGGAUCCUCAUAAUUAUUUAAGGGAUCCCUUCAAAACCACAAUAACAAGGGUCUUUGCUGUUUAUAUAUGUAUUUUGUGAUUUGUUAGUGGUUUUGCUGUGUCAUCCUAUGUAAAAAAAUCAUGGAGAUCUAUGAGGAUCUGUGCCUUAGAUAAAUGUUUCCAUAAUGCCAGUAAACACCCUGUCUGAGAGUUGUACUGUCCAGCCUACCAUUUUAUGUUUAACUUUGAUAGUGCGGGGGGGGGGGAUCCAUGUAAAAUCAUGCAAAUUCAAGAGCAUGCAUUUUAAGUCUGCUUGAUCCAACUUUUACCCAGACUCCAUGGAAGAGCAAAUAAACUUUUCCAAGGAGGCUCAGUAAUAAUCAGAUCCAGUAGAAUCAAUGCAUGUGCACACAUACACUUUCUCACUUCCUGUCUCCCUGGGAGUGAGAGGGUAAACCUGGCACUAAGAGAAAAUAAGCAACUGGAAUGGGUGGUGCCCACAACACACUCUCAAAUUUCCAAAUGUGCCCAUGGGGUCCAAAAACCUUGGCAACCAAAAUGAAGUCUCAGUUAUUUUCACAGACAAAAAAUUAGUUGGCUGCUAAUUACCUUUCCCCUUUGCCAGAAAUGAAGUUUUAAAUCUUGCCAAUGUUCAAGUUACACAAAUUGAAAAUGAAUUGAAAAGCUAAACUGAAAAUGGAAUAUGUAUUAUUCUCUCCAGAGAGUAUUAGAUCUAUUAGAUUGUUCCAGUAAGCUUGCAAAUAAAUGCAUGAAAUGGAUAGAAGCAGUGCUUCUUUUUUUAAGGUGCUGGUACUCACCAUGAGGUUGUUACAGUAAAUGCCACACUUUUAACAUUUGGAGGAAAAACAGUGCUGGUACUGCAUACCCUUGAGUACCUCCAUUUAAAAAAGCACUGGAUAGACGCUCUUAUAUCUUUUGCCAUUUAUUUAUUCUACCUUCCAUACUUCUGAAGUGGUUGUAUCAACCCAAAGGAUAUGACUGCUUUAAGCAAGAAUUAGUGUGUAUUCAAUUGUGAUAUUAUUUUUUUUACUUCCCAUUUUCUGUUAAACAACGAGACUCAAACACCUUAAGAGGAGGGGAAAGUGCAUUUAUAAAAUGGCUUACCCCAUCCUGUUCAAACGAAGAGAAAAUCGGCACUUUCUGUGGUUGAGGUCUCAAGAUUCCUCACCCAGCAAGGUCACUUUGUGGGGGGGCUUCACAAACCAAGUUGGGGGUAAUGUCAAGAUGUGCUGUCUCCUUUCAUUACAGAAGAUCUUCUUGGACUUUGUCACCAUUGAGAUGACCUUCCAUGCAAAAGCCCUAGAGGUCUAUUCCAAUGCCUUCCAAACCCUUGAAAGCUAUGAUGCAGAGAAAGAUCUGGAGGUAGCUGAAUCUGUGAAAUAAUACAAAAAUGAAAUUCACUCAUAACAGAGUAAAUUAAAAAUUGCUAUCUUUUGAUUUAGAAAACACGAAUCUAGGAGGGCCAAUCUAGGAGGCCAUAGGCCCUGCUCCCUCUGAAGAGGACCUGAGGCCUUUCCAAACCUGCUAGGCCUCUCUGAGAGGGCCAAGAAGGCCUCACCCCUCUCCCUCUCCACCACUGUGAAUAUGCUCAGUGUCAUAAGGAAGCAGAAGAAGCCUAGUUUUCACUGAGGGAAAUAAAUAAAUAAACCUGUACCUGGCCUAUAUAUACCUCUUCAGACUGCAGGUUGGGGUUUUGUCACUGAAAGUUCGUUCCUCAAGCUUUGGGAAACAAAAAGCUAAAAUGUUACAGAAAGUUUGCAUACACAUGCCAUACUUAUAAAGCACAUUAAAAGCACAUUCCCACAAGUGAGAGAAUUCUAGGAACUGUCGAUUGUUAGGGAUUCUGGGACUUGUAUGUUGGGACUUGUAGCUCUGUGAGGAGUAAACUACAAUUCCCAUUAUCCUUUGCUUUGUGUGCAGGGGGGUGCUUUGCAAAGGUAUAGUCAUAGUGUGUAAGCAGCCUAUGUCAAGAUUUAAAAACAAAAUAAAUUGCAUGUAUGCCUGGAGUAUUUAGACAUGGGAGCCCCAUCAGCACUCAUUUUGCUCACAGGAUUAGCCCCUCAGUGGCAAGUAGGCCACAGCACCUAGGACUGGAGUGACAGCCAUCUUGUUACUGGCACGUUGCAGCAGCAUUCACUAGCCUGUUGCCCUCCAGAUGUUUUGGUCCCAAAAACUGAAGCCCGCAUGGCAGGUGGGAAUUAUAGUUCAAAACGGGGGGGGGGGUACCUGGUUGGUGAAAGCUGCAUUACACUUGUUCUCCUUACCAGGAAGGCAAAACAAACAGGCUCCAAGCAGCUUACUGUGACCAGAUAUCACCUUGGUUACCCAGUCACACCAUUGUACUUUAAUUAGUCAGUGUAUUGGCAGAGGCCAGAUCACUAAUGCCUAUUGAUCAUUGUAGCACCUUUGUUAUAUCACACAUGCAUCAUUUUCAGGUCUCCUGGUAGGGAUUGCUAACAAAAUUUGGCUGUGUGAUAAUUGCCCUAAAUAGGAUUUCUUGCCUUGCUAGGAUUUCAGAGCAAAAAUACACAUCGCUUCUGGAACCUUCCAUGAGGCGAGACCAGACACUACGACAACAAGCCAAUCUGCUGCCCUCCCAUGGUCCACACAGGUGAGAAAGCAGAGUUAUUACUGUAAUAAGUGAGCUUUGAUUAAAAAACCAGCUACUUUGCUGAGUAAACAUGGUUAAGAUUGCACGGGAAGUGGAAAAUUGAACUUGGGUCUCACCAGUCCUUGUACAGCACUCUGUCCACUAUAACACACUGGUGGUAAACUACUUCAGACUGCUGGUACUCACAUGACUCCGCAUUCCCUGUUAUUACUAGUAAUUUGCAGAAGGAAGUCCUGAAGCUUGGUCUAUGGUAUUCUACAGUCUACAGUCUGUAGUAGUUUACUAAGGAAAUGGCAUACAUGCAGCCAUCACUUGGCACUAUAGUCCAGGGGUGGCUAACCACCAGUCGGUGGGAUUGUAUCCAGACCCUGAAGCAAUUUUUUUUGUCCCUACCCCACAAGACUACAUGAGUCUGGUGCAGCUAAAAUAAUUUAUUCUAAAAGUAGGCGACAGUGGAGUGGGCAGAGAGGUUUAAAGCUUUACUACUAGCCCAGUCCUCUGACAUGGGUCACAUCCACACCAUGCAAAAAUCACCUUUCAGCUCCUUAACAAGGACACAAGGGACCCUAGGCAUGCCUCUGUUUGCAGCAUAAUCAUCCUUAGACUGGCUGGAAGAAUAACCAUUGUCACACCUUUCCAUUUCCAGAGCAUCCGAAGCACUCUUCAGAAGCUGGAGCUAGUGGAGAGUGAUAAGGAAUCUGAAGGGGACCAGCUGCAAGAUUUAAGGGAUGCUGAAUACACCCAGAUUCAGUGGGUAACCAGCAGAACCACAUGA
Podarcis lilfordi (Lilford's wall lizard) is the source of this 15840-nucleotide messenger RNA. The record is from the annotation of a GenBank genome assembly. NCBI's taxonomy places the organism in Eukaryota, Metazoa, Chordata, Lepidosauria, Squamata, Lacertidae.